Molecule: messenger RNA, 900 nt
Organism: Sinocyclocheilus anshuiensis
Lineage: Eukaryota; Metazoa; Chordata; Actinopteri; Cypriniformes; Cyprinidae
Gene: ora6
Product: olfactory receptor class A related 6
Exons: 1
Coding region: 1-900 (299 amino acids)
Biological process (GO): cellular response to estradiol stimulus; neuropeptide signaling pathway; cellular response to glucocorticoid stimulus
Cellular component (GO): neuron projection; plasma membrane
Molecular function (GO): neuropeptide binding; somatostatin receptor activity
Source: RefSeq, a predicted model, not a curated record
AUGGAGGGCUUUUACGUGGACCUUCUGGCUCUGAGGAUCGUCGUCUCCGUCAUCGGCGUUGUAGGAAACACGGUCCUGAUUAUCUCACUCCUACAGACGCCUCGCCUGAAGUCCUUCGAGAUCUUUCUCCUCGGGCUGGCCACGGCGAAUCUGGAGGAGAUCGUGAUCGUGGACGUCUACGACAUCUUGCUGUUGCGCUCCUCUCGCAGGAUAAGCAUCUGGAGCUGCAGAGGCCUGAAGUUCCUUACCAUCCUCGGGGAGAUCUCCAGCAUCCUCUUCACGGUUCUCAUCAGCAUCUACCGCUAUCAGAAGCUGCGGGACGUGCACACGCGGGUCAGCCGGCCCGUCUUCAUGGACAGUCUGCGUUCGGCCGUGCUUCUCUCUGUCUUCUGCGGUGCAGUGGCUCUGGUCUUCGGCUUGCCCACGCUUCUCAUUAACCUGGACUGGAGUCACCAGAACUCCUCGUCUCAGGGCUGUCCGGUCGAUUUCUUCCAGUGCUCGUUAACCAGGUGCCCGACUCGCAACCGCGUUUACAAGUACUCCUUCCUUCUGGUGUGCAACCUGUUGCCUCUGCUGAUAGUCACAGUAACGAGCAGCAUGAUCGUCAGGAUCUUAAUAACUCAGCAGAAGACGGUGAGGGCCCGACAGGCAUCGCAGACGUCCCAGCAGCGGCCCAGGAGAUCUGGCUUCCAGCGCAGCACGCAGGCCAUCCUUGCGGCCAUGACUCUGUUCCAGCUCAACUGGACCGUCUAUCUGAUCCUGCAUCUGCUGUGGGACCCACACUCCUUCACACUGUGGUCAGAGCUGGAGUUCUUCAUCACCACGUUUUACACCGCAGUCAGCCCGUAUGUCUAUGGAAUAGGCAACAACCUGUUCAGCAUGAAGCGCUGCAUGAGCUGA